Pedinophyceae sp. YPF-701 is the source of this 1212-nucleotide messenger RNA. Lineage: Eukaryota; Viridiplantae; Chlorophyta; Pedinophyceae. The record is from the annotation of a GenBank genome assembly.
AUGUGCGAUGCAGUCGCGGGCGUGACUGGGAGCGGCGAAGGAGGAGGAGGAGGAGCGCGAUGCUGGGGGUGCGGGGACUCGUUCGACGUGACGUUGGAUAGGGCGGAGCGGCAUUUUCGUGAUGGGGAAGAGAUGAUGUGCAUGCAAUGCGGCGCCACCACAGAGCGCAUGGAGGACAUCGUGCUCGCCCUGAAAUCAACCGCUGAUGACGGAAACGGAUGCGCGUCGACGCCGCAGCGGCGAAAAUGGACCCUGAAGCUCGCAUACUGCAAGUGCCGCGAUGUGUGCCUGGUCCUGAUGGGGGCCGCGCUGAUCAUCUCGCUCGCGGCGAUCACGACAGAGCAGACGGUGCCGCUCGCGGUGUGGCAGGUCGGCGAGACCGAGCUCAGGCACGACGGCACGAUCGCGCCCGUCAAGUGGUUUUGCUACGCGCUGAGCGUCGCCAUCGUCCUCAGCCAGGUCCUCGCGAUCGCGGGCUGCUCCCCCAUCGAGCCCCGGGCGUGCCAGCCCCCCCCCGACCCUUGGCCCCCCUGCGUCGCUCGCGGUGCGUCGCACGAACAAGUUCUACCCGACUCGCUGUCAGGGUACCGCUGGUGCCACCCGUGUGGGUUCCUCAAACCGCCCGGGACGCACCACUGCUCGACGUGCGGGCUCUGCGCGCUCGGCAUGGACCACCACUGCCCCUUUCUCGGCCAGUGCGUGGCGCGGGGGACCCUGGGGCCAUUUCUGCGGUUCUGCGCCGCGGUGCUGGCCGGGUGCGUCGUCGCCACCGUCGCGGGGGAGAGGGCGGUGCGCAGGCACUGGCGCGAGAUCGUCGGGGAGCUCGCCGACGUGUGGCAGGGCCACUGGGGCGCUGGGCCGCCGGGGGGUUCGGCCGGGAGCGCGGCGUUGCGGGCAGCGAGGGUUGCGUGGUGGCUGGCGGUGUCGGGGAGCAUCCCAGGAUUCGUCGCGUGCCCCGUCCUGAGCGCGCUGGGCGGGCUGCUUUUCGGCCUGUUCGCCGGCGCCCUGAUCGUCGCGUCCGUCGCGCGCGCCGCGACCGGCGGCAGCGCGGUGGACGCCCUGCGCCGCUCUGCAUCAGGGGGGGGGAGCGUUCCGCUGGUCCUGGGGUACAUCCCGUGGCACGCACAGCAUCUUGCGGCCAUCCGCGAAGCGCUCGGGUCCGGGCCGGGCCUGGUGGCGACAGCAGGCGCGGACAGGCCGAAACAUGACUGA